Messenger RNA from Vanrija pseudolonga, 1359 nucleotides. RefSeq lists its product as uncharacterized. Lineage: Eukaryota; Fungi; Basidiomycota; Tremellomycetes; Trichosporonales; Trichosporonaceae. Bases 1 to 1359 code for a protein of 452 amino acids. The transcript has a single exon. The record is from RefSeq and is a predicted model, not a curated record.
AUGAGUGCCCCGCCUGGACCCCCACCAGCAACGUACACUGGCCCAGUCAUCGACCACGCCUUCCUCUGGCACGUCUUCGACAACAUCCUCUCGCAUGCGUCGCUCGACUUCUUCCGCAACCUUCGUGGCACCAGCAAGGAGAUGUACCACCGCGCCAACGCGGUGCUCUACAAGCACGUCUGCAUCUCUGUCGUUCCCGACAACAACAACCCCGGCCUCCCACUCGUGCUGUUUAGGCAGCCGUACCGUGGACGCGUCCUCCCCGGGCUGCGGUGGGACAUUGACCGCGACCAAACUCUCGCACGCCUACGAGAGCACUGUCGUAUUGUCGAUGACGGAGACAGUGCGGGCGGAUUGUGGCACCUGAGUUCCCCAGCGAGGCUCGAGACGAUCGGCGCGCUUAGCCUGCUCUAUGCCCUUCGGCCCCAAGUGGUCCGCGCAGCUGGGCUGGACAAGGAUGGGCGCCCGUACCCAGGAUGGGCACAAGCGGUGCGCAACGUCACUCGACACCGCGCCCGCCCAACUGAAGAUGGAGAUAACGGCGUGUCCGAUCUCGACCCCAACAACGAAAUGCACCAAGCCAUCGCCGCCACGCGGGCCGUGAAAUUCGGACACGUCCCCACCUCGCUGCCCCUCCUCCCGGACAUCACCAGCAUUGUCUUCACCACAGUAACAGCGGACGAGGACCCCGUGGUGCCCAUGUACGCUGCGCCGCCCACGACCACGCGCCUCAUCGCCAAUGUCUCGUUUUCUCCAACGGCAGGGACUUUCUCGCAUGAUAUUGAAUACACCCGUUUCCCCCGCGGCCUCACGGAGGUCAUCAUCCUCGUCCAGGUCCCGCCGACCGACUUGACCUGGAUGUGGGUCGGCGGCUACCCGGGCCACUUAGGUGUUCUACAGUCUAUCGCUACGCGCGUGGCGUAUCACCUACGCCCGGAGCACUCCAUCACGCUUGUCGGCGUCGAGCAAAUGGAGCCGGCCUUCUACGGCAUCGGGAAGCUCAACCUCUCCGCGCCGUGGGGUGCACGCAGACACGCGCUCAUGCAGCGGAUUGGUGCGAUGAUGCACCGAAUUGCUGCGUAUUCGCCCUCAUGGUGGGGUGGGGGACAGCCAAUGCAGCAGGCCCAGGCCCAGGCCCAGGCCCAGCCAGCAGUGGCGGCGCAGGUGUCGCUCAACCAGCAGCAGCUGCCGGUCGACAAUGCAGCCACCGUCAACCGGAACCCCCCUACCUGGCGCCUUCUCACUUUCGCCGAGUGGCGUGCCGAGGUCGGGGACGAGCUCUUCGCACUCGCCACUGUUGCGCCCUGGGACGAGUGGGCUGAGCACCUGCCACACACGACUGUGAGCAUGGGACGGUAG